Molecule: messenger RNA, 3987 nt
Organism: Trichobilharzia regenti
Lineage: Eukaryota; Metazoa; Platyhelminthes; Trematoda; Strigeidida; Schistosomatidae
Source: the annotation of a GenBank genome assembly
AUGCGCAAAUCCGAUAGACCAUCUGGUCUAACAUACCGUCGAGUACAAUCACUCGAAUCGGGUAUGGUAGCUAGAUACAGGCCUCUUAUAGCCAAUUUAAACAACAACAACAACAGCAACAACGAUACCACCAGCAAUACUGCUACCACUAACACCACGGUAACGACAACGAAUAAAAAGCGAGUUUCUGAUACCGCAAACACUGCAAAAGGAAAUUCUGCAACAAUUAAAGACAGACUAUUUUCACGUCAAGUUAAUCAACGUGGCAUAGAUCAACAAACACAACAGCAACAACAAAAUUUGUCUAUAACAAAGAAAAGUGGGGCAUCAUUUUCAUCAUCAGUCAAUGUAAACACGAAAUCUGGUUCCUUUGAGUGGAUAUCAUAUCUUAAAGAAGUUGACGCAGAACCUGUUCAGUCUUCUCUGUUUUUCCAUGUUCCCUUUGAAGUCCAGAUUCCAUCCCCAUCAAUUGUUCCAGCACAACAUGCAAUCCCUAAUGGAAAUUUUGAACCUGGUCAGUAUUUAGAAGGUAUUGAUCCACACAAUGAAAGUUUGAUUUGUGUUCUGUGCAUUGCAGAAUUGGUGGGCAGACGUGUUAAACUACAUUUUGUUGGUUAUCCAGAGAAAUAUGAUUUUUGGACAACAAUCGAUUCGCCAUUCUUAUUCCCUGUUGGUUGGUGUGCUCAUAACAGUCGUCAACUUCAACCGCCUAAGGAAUAUCUCGAUGCACCGACAUAUCAUCCAUUCAAUUGGACAAGUUAUUUAGCUAAACUUGGAGGCAAACCAGUACCUCGUCAUUUGUUCAGAGUAUCAUGGGAUUCUCCUAUUGAUGAGUCACCGUCUCAUAUGUUUGCCGUUGGAUUGAAACUGGAGGCCAUAGAUAAACGAAAUCCCGCCAUGGCUUGUGUAGCUACAAUCAAAGAUUGUAUUGGAGAUUAUGUUCUUAUACAUUUCGAUGGCUGGGAUUCAGGUUUUGAUCAAUGGGCUCAUGUAUCCUCUGAACGUUUACGUCCUGUUGGUUACUGUGAAAAUCAUGACCAAGUUUUAUCGAUACCCAGUGAUUGGAGUAAUCGUCGUAACGGGUUUAAUUGGAAGCUUUACUUAAAAGAGACAAAUUCAAAUCCUGUACCUAAAGAAGCAUUCGAUGAAGCUACAAAAUUUACCAAAUCAUCUCAACACUUCCAGGUUAACCAACGUCUAGAAGCUGUGGACAAACGGUGUCCAUCACUAAUUCGUGUUGCCAAUGUUGUAGACAACAUGCCACCAGGAUUUCUCACCCUUGGAUAUGAUGGUUGGUCUGAUAAAUACAAUAUACGCGUAGAGGUGGGAUCUCUUGAUUUAUUUCCUGUUGGAUAUUGUCAUGCCUCAGGACAUCCUCUACAAGUUCCACCAGGAUAUGAUUCUGAAUUAGAUUUAAAUGGCAAUCUAAUGGACACCUAUUCUAAUUCCUCUACAAGUUCUAUCACCAUCAGUUGCGGUGGUGGUGGUGGUGGCGCUGGCAGUGGUACUACAACAUCAACAACAAAUCCAUAUAGUGGAUGUCCAACACCUGGAUGUAAAGGUUAUGGAAAUAUUAAAGGACCAAGAUAUGUAUCGCACCAACGUCUUUCAGGUUGUCCUUAUGCUGAUGAUAAUUUAAAAAAAGAUUCUAUUAAAGCACAUGAACGCUUGAAUUCAACCAGUAUUAUACUAACAUCAAAUUCAUCUAUUUCUAUGGAUUCAGAAAAUAUUGAUUCUGCUAGUGCAACUAAUACUAUGACAACAAUAAAGUCACCGUCAGCUUCUAUUAGUACAAUAUCAUUACAGGAUCAUAAUUCAGGUCAUCAACGUCUUUCACCUGAUUCUACAGUGAAAAGUGAAUUAUCUUCUUCUACUUCUUCUUGUUCUCCUUCUUCUCCUAUAGCGACUAGUGUUACAUGUUCUUGUUCAGAGAUAAAAGUAUCAACUUCUGUAUGUUGUACUUCUGUAGCGACAGUACAAUUAACUAAUUGUAACACUAAUAGUAAUACUACAACAUUAUCUGAUUGUUGUUUUCCAACUGUGAUGAAUAAUCCUAAUUUAACGAGUAGUUCUGUUGUAACUGCACAGACUGCCAUUACAACAAUACCAACUACUACUAUGCCUCCUGUUACUCUUUCAUCAAAUGAACUCCUUCAUCAACGUCAAUCUAAUGCUGCUUUACCUUUGAAUUUAACAAUGGAUAAACUUCCAGAUAUAUCGGAAUUAUCGAAUGUAUUGUCUUCUUCUACAGACACUACUACUACUACUAUUACUACUACUGUAGGUGUCAACAAUAACUCUGCAUCUAAGUGUAAAAACUCAAAUCAAUCAGUUGAAAUGUUAGCAAAUCCUACAGUAUUAUCAAAUGAACAACCUUCAACUAAUAUUAUUGCAUCUAUAACUACAAAGCCAGAUGUGGAAAUGGUAAUUGAUUCAAUGCAACCACAAAAAUUAAGCAAAAUGGAUACGAAUACUAGUCUAGAAAACAUAUCAUCUUCAUCAUCACCUGUGAAUUUUUUACCUCAGACAACAGAUCAAUCUGAUGAAUAUAUAAUGAAAAGUCUUGUCUCCCCUGUACCACCAAUUAAACGUAAACGUGGUCGACCAAGAAAGUAUGCAUCAUCUGGACAAGUUCAUCAUCCUUCUUUACAACAUUCACGUCAUAUGCAUCAUUUCACUUCACUGGGAUCUACUGGACGAUAUUCUUAUGUGACCAGUCAGUAUUAUACACGUUCUUCGUCAACAAUUCCUAUGUCAACAGUAUCUCUUACGCCUGCAUUAUCUCCUCUCUGUAGUAAUAUGAAUAUGACAGUGAAUUCUCACCAAUCCAUAGUUGACUGUCAAAAUGUUAAUAGUCUACUCACGCAUAACUUAGAAACUAAUAAUAACAAUAAUUCUAAAAACACUGAUGUAUUUAGGUCGGCUACAUGCAGUUCAGAGCCAAGUCCAUCAGACAGUAUUUUAACCAAUGCAUGUGUAAGUUCCAGUAUGAAUUACAUGGAAAUAGAUCGAAUGAAACCAUCAGGUUAUGAGAUUAUUGGACAGUCUUCUUCUUCUUCUAUAUUUCCUGUAAUGAAUGAUUCAACGGUUGGUUGUUCUCCUGGGAAUGCAAAGUUAACUCAGGAAAUAACUCCUGUUGACCUGUACUCGAAUCCUUCUCCUCGUCUGAGAGUUAUAAACUCCUCACCAGGUAUGAAUGGUAAUCCAUCAAACAACAACAACAAUAGCAAACAUUUUCUUCCUUCACAGUCUAUGAUGACGAUGGAAACAUCAAAUCCUGCAUGGUAUCCUGAUGCUGCCAUCAACAAUAGAUCAUUUAUACCUCAAAUAUGUCAUAAUCCUCUCCUCUCUUCUCCCUUCUAUAUUGAUCCAAACAGAUCAACGUGUUUCUUACCCAUUUUCGAAGCGUCUGCUUCAUCAUCGAAUUAUAUGAAUACUCCAGGAAAUAGUUUCAAUUCGCCUAGCGUGCGAGAUGUUGAUUUAAUAAUGGGUAGAUUAUUACCUCAGGCAGGAGCAGCAAUUCAUGCAGCUAAAGUUGCUGGUCUCUCUGGACCGCAUUCGUGGAAUCCAAAUGUUGUAGCUAGUUUCAUUGCUACACUACCUGGAUGUAAACAGCUCGCGUGUAAAUUCAUUGAGAAUGAAAUUGAUGGAGCUGCCCUACUCUGUCUUGAACAACACGAUCUAAUGAAUGUACUCGGCAUGAAAUUAGGUCCUGCUGUCAAGAUUUACACUGCAAUUCAAACCUUGCGUAAAAGUCUUCUAGCUACACCGAUAUCAGAACUUGGUGCAGAACACGCGAAUGCAAUCGCUGCAGUUGUAUCCUGUUUCACGAACAACAACAACAACAACACGAGCUUAUCUUCAUCACAAAUUGGUUCUAGUGGUGGUGGUGGUGGUGGUGGUGCUGGUGUCAGUCUAUCGGUAAUCAGUGAUUCACAGUCCGUGAUCAACAGAUCUAGUGUAGAUACUUCAUUAUCUAAUACUUGA